Messenger RNA from Saimiri boliviensis boliviensis (Bolivian squirrel monkey), 3051 nucleotides. NCBI's taxonomy places the organism in Eukaryota, Metazoa, Chordata, Mammalia, Primates, Cebidae. The record is from RefSeq and is a predicted model, not a curated record.
GGUGAAUCAGAGCAUCCGCCUGCAGCGGCGCUUCACGGUGGCCCAUCCGCUGUGGUGAGGCGGGACAGAGGGCCUGGCGGGGUCACCGGGACGCCCGGUGCGGAGGUGGGAAGGGCAGGGACAGGGACAAGGGCAGGGACAGCUGAGGCCGGGGCCGGGGUCAGAGCAUGGACGCUCUGCGUCUCCCUCGCUUUCUCUGUAUCUUUCUCCCCCUAUUCCACUCUACUUCUGUCUUGCAGUUGGCGACUCUGUCCCUCUCUGUCUCUGUCUGUCUCCACCCGCUGCCUGAACAUAGGCCCAGGGGACCAGCCGUCUGUCCGCUUCCAGCUGUGCGGCCCAGAGUGGGACGGGCUGAGGCUCACGUCUCCUCCUGACCCUCGCUGGCCUGGGGCAGGCAGGCUGUGCGUCCGGGCAGUGGGAGGAGGGGGAAGGGGCACUCCUCCCCUUGGCGUUUCCUCCUGCCACCAUCCCGUCCCCGUGCCAGCAAAGAGAUGUCCUGGGGACCUCACAAGGAACCCUGGGUGAUCACAGAGGAAGACCUGAAUUGAUGGGGUUUUCGAGGCAGGGUGUUCGGGAGCCCCAGGCUGAGCGCGCGCCCGCUCCCCACAGCUGCUUGCGCUGUAUCUAUCCUCUAAGCACUCGGUGCACUCCUCUGGGUUCGAAUCCCCGCCUUUCCAGAAACGGCUGUGAACUCGUGGGGCGGGGUGCCGGCGAGGCUGGGGUUCGGAGUGGGGCUUGUGGGCGCCGACUGUGGCUGGCACCCUGCGCUCGGUCCGCGCCGAAUUGGCACCCACUUGCUUUGACCUGGAAAAUGGGCUCUCGAGUGGGAGGAGCGCCCUGGACCCUCAGUCCAGCCCUGGCCUGGGCCGGGUCGUGCAGGCUCCUGUCCACCACAGCCAGAGGCGCGAGUCCUUCCUGUACCGCUCAGAUAGCGACUAUGAUCUCUCACCCAAGGCCAUGUCGCGGAACUCCUCUGUGGCCAGCGACCUACAUGGAGAAGACAUGAUUGUGACGCCCUUUGCCCAGGUCCUGGCCAGUCUGCGGACGGUUCGGAGCAACGUGGCAGUCCUUGCCCACCAGCAAUGCCGAGGAGCCGCCAAGCAGGGACCCGUCGGAAACCUUUCAUCCAGCCAUCAGCCCCCUCCGCCUGCAGAGGACACGGGGCAGAAGCUGGCACUGGAGACGCUAGACGAGCUGGACUGGUGCUUGGAUCAGCUGGAGACUCUGCAGACCCGGCACUCGGUGGGGGAGAUGGCUUCCAACAAGUUCAAGCGGAUCCUGAACCGGGAGUUGACCCACCUGUCUGAAACCAGCCGCUCCGGGAACCAGGUGUCCGAGUACAUCUCCCAGACCUUCCUGGACCAGCAGACUGAGGUGGAGCUGCCCACGGUGACCGCCGAGGAGCCUCCGAAGCCCGUGUCCCAAAUCAGCGGCUUACAUGGGCUCUGCCAGAAUGCCAGCCUCUCCUCAGCCACCGUCCCACGCUUUGGGGUCCAGACUGAGCAGGAGGAGCAGCUGGCCAAGGAGCUAGAAGACACCAACAAGUGGGGACUUGACGUAUUCAAGGUGGCAGAGCUAAGUGGGAACCGGCCGCUCACAGCUAUCAUAUUCAGCAUUUUUCAGGAGCGGGACCUGCUGAAGACAUUCCAGAUUCCAGCAGACACACUGGCCACCUACCUGCUGUUGCUGGAGGGUCACUACCAUGCUGACGUGGCCUAUCACAACAGCCUCCACGCCGCCGACGUGGCCCAGUCCACGCACGUGCUGCUGGCUACACCCGCCCUCGAGGCUGUGUUCACAGACCUGGAAAUCCUGGCUGCCCUCUUUGCAAGCGCCAUCCACGAUGUGGAUCAUCCCGGGGUCUCUAACCAGUUUCUGAUUAACACCAACUCAGAGCUGGCGCUUAUGUACAACGACGCCUCGGUGCUAGAGAACCAUCACCUGGCUGUGGGCUUCAAGCUGCUGCAGGCAGAAAACUGCGACAUCUUCCAGAACCUCAGCACCAAGCAGCGGCUGAGUCUGCGCAGGAUGGUCAUUGACAUGGUGCUGGCCACGGACAUGUCCAAGCACAUGAACCUCCUGGCCGACCUCAAGACCAUGGUAGAGACGAAGAAGGUGACAAGCCUCGGCGUCCUCCUUCUGGACAACUAUCCGGAUCGCAUCCAGGUCUUGCAGAGCCUGGUGCACUGUGCCGACUUGAGCAACCCCACCAAGCCGCUGCCCCUGUACCGCCAGUGGACGGACCGCAUCAUGGCCGAGUUCUUCCAGCAGGGAGACCGCGAGCGUGAGUCGGGCCUGGACAUCAGCCCCAUGUGUGACAAGCACACGGCCUCAGUGGAGAAGUCCCAGGUGGGUUUCAUUGACUACAUUGCCCACCCACUGUGGGAGACUUGGGCUGACCUGGUCCACCCAGACGCACAGGACCUGCUGGGCACGCUGGAGGACAAUCGAGAAUGGUACCAGAGCAAGAUCCCCCGAAGCCCCUCCAGCCUCACCAACCCCGAGCAGGGCGGGCCUGACAGAUUCCAGUUUGGGCUGCCUCUGGAGGAGGCAGAGGAGGAGGAGGAGGAGGGGGAAGAGCCAGCUUUAGACAAAGAGGCCUUGGAGUUGUCUGACACUGAACUGCCCCCCGAAGCCAGCCCAGACCCUGGGGACCUACCCCUCGACAACCAGAGGACUUAGGGCCAGCCCUGCGUGAACCGUGAGGGCCGUGGGAUGGUGAAACCCUCUGACUUGCAAGCAGACUUUCCAGGAAGAUGCCCCAUGUGGUCCCUGCUUCACGUUCCCACCCAUUGAGGGAGACAAUCAAGCUCUUGGUUUUGAGGCAGCGCUCAGGAUCUAAUCGGAGGCACCUGGCUGGGGUCCACUCUGACCCCAGGCUUGCCUAAAAGAGCUCUCUAAGGGGCAGCCGCUUACAGUGCCCUUGGGGUCUUUCUCCCAGGCUUCUCUCCGUGGCGUGGAGAGGUGGUGUCUGCUAGAGCCUCUUGUCCACCCUCUCCCGUGGUCACACUUGAGCCAAUCUGUCAUUUAAUUCUUUCCUUCUUUAUCAAA